AGGACAUGUCGACCAGGCAAUCAGUAUCAUUAUAAGGCAAUCAGGGCCGCUAUCGAAUGAAGCAGGUGUUGUAUAUGUUGUUUUUUGGUAUAUUUUUGUUCGACCUACUUGAGGCUCCUCCACCUCCUCAACCUCACACAUGUUUGUGCAUGCCAAGUUCCCACCAUCAGCUCCAGCUGCCUGGGAUUCCGAUCUGCAACCCUUGAUGCUGCUCAGUCAUUGCCGCUCCAAAAACCGCAGGAUUUUUUCUUGACCCCAAACACACCACGCUCGCCACACUGCGGGAAGUGUUUCAUUUUGCUGGCAACUCGCGUUAUCUCGCAAUGCCUGUGGUGAGUAAGAUGACGCGCAGAACCUGCACGGCAGGUCUUCUUCUGGGCGGUGCUGCCUUCCUCGCUCCCCAGUCUCGCCACACCACGGCGGCACGGAGCUCUUCGUCCACGGCUUCAUCGAAGACGGACGAUACAGCGGGAGCUGUGGCAACGGUGGUUGCUAGCACUGCGCUUGGCACUCUUGCGGCCGCCAGUUCCCGCGCGCAAACCGGGCGCCGGUGUGCUGGGCGCACUGCCCGGAAAGCUGCUGCGAGGGAGGGUGGACUGCGGCGACUGGCCAGUGUGGUGGAGGAGCUCCUCCAACAGCCUCGGCCGCAGCACUUGCCACGGCUCUUGCUUGAGCUAAGCAGAUGUGCUGAAGAAGAGCUGCAGCGGUCCAAGCAGCUCACAGCGCCUGCCGCCAGGGCGUUUGCAGAGGUCUUGUCGAGCGUGGAGGACGCACUACGGGGUCCGGCGGAUGCCCAGCUCAGAUGGGCUGCUAGCUCAGCUGCUGCACUGCUGAUGAGCUAUGUGGUGACCCUGCAACCAGCGCAGGCGGCUGAUGUGGUGAAUUAUUCCGACUUUAUGGAGUCCAUCAACCGGGGCGAGGUGGAAAUGGUCAGAGUGCAGGAAGACAUGCUUUCAGCUCAGUACACCACUAAGGAUGGUAGCCGGCGGGAAGUGAACCUUAUCCCGAAUGCCCAGAUUGAAGAUCAGCUCUUCAACCAGCUAGCGGACAAGAAGGUGGAUGUGGUGAUGUCCCAGGUGGGCUCCAGCGGGUCUCCCUUCGACUUUUUGGCGAGCUUCGCCGGGCCCAUUUGUUGGCUCAUCGCCGGGCUUUUGCUCCUCUUUGGCGGCUUGCCCUUCGGCGGCCCGGGCGCGGGCGGCCCGGGCGGGAACCCCUUCGAGCUUGGCAAAUCCAAGGCUCGGAUCAUCAAGGACGGCGACACCAAGACCAAGUUCGCAGACGUGGCCGGCUGCGAUGGAGCCAAGACCGAGCUCAUGGAGGUGGUGGACUUCUUGAAGAACACCUCCCGGUACUCUGAACUGGGCGCCAAGAUUCCCAAGGGUGCCUUGUUGGUCGGCCCUCCUGGCACGGGGAAGACCUUGCUGGCCAAGGCGGUCGCUGGAGAGGCAGCGGUGCCAUUCUUCAGCAUCAGUGCUUCAGAGUUCGUGGAAAUCUUCGCAGGCAUUGGUGCUUCCCGCGUGCGUGACCUCUUCGAGCAAGCGAAGAAGAGUGCACCCUGCAUCAUUUUCAUCGACGAGAUUGAUGCCGUGGGCCGGCAGCGCAGUGCGGGCUUUGGUCAAGGCAACGAUGAGCGAGAGCAGACGGUGAACCAACUGCUCACGGAGAUGGAUGGCUUUGAGAGCAACAAGGGCGUGGUGGUCAUCGCCGCCACCAAUCGCGCGGACAUCCUGGACCAAGCCUUGGUGCGACCUGGUCGUUUCGAUCGACAGAUCCAGGUGGAUCCACCGGACGUGCAAGGCCGAACGGAGAUCCUGAAGGUCCAUGCGAAGGACAAGACCUUGGCCCCUGGCGUGGACUUGUCCGCCAUCGCGCGGCAAACGCCCGGCAUGUCGGGUGCCGACCUGGCGAACCUGCUGAACGAGGGCGCCAUCGUGGCGGCCAGGCAGAACAAGGCCGAGAUCGACGCCGAGGACAUUGCCAAUGCCUUAGAGCGCAUCUCCAUCGGUUUGGAGAAGAAGGAUGCUGUCAUGAGUGAGAAAAAGAAGAAACUGGUGGCCUACCACGAAGCUGGUCAUGCUAUUCUGGGUGCCCUGAUGAACGACUACGACGUGGUGGCCAAGAUCAGCAUCGUGCCCCGGGGACCAGCAGGCGGUGUGACGAUCUUCAUGCCCUCGGAGGAACGCCUGAACUCGGGACUCUACUCCAAGGAGUUCUUGGAGAAUCGCAUGUGUGUCGCUCUUGGAGGGCGCAUUGCUGAGGAGAUCAUCAAUGGCAAGGAGAGGGGGCCUGUGCCAGGGGGCGUGUGCCAGGGGGGCCUGUACCAGGACAACGUCACAACUGGGGCUUCAAAUGACUUCCAGCAGUGUACUCAGGUGGCACAGGCCAUGGUGAUGCAGCUGGGCAUGUCGCCUGCAGUGGGGCAACGGCUGCUGGGAGGACAACAGCAAGGUGGGCCUUUCAUGGGUCGUGACUUCAUGGGACAAGGCGCUCCUCCUGUCUCCCAGCAACUCAAGCAGCAGGUCGACGGAGAGGUGAAGCGCAUUGUCGAUGAGCAGUACCAACGUGGUGUGAAGCUGCUGCAAGACAACAUGUACUUGUUGGAUGAGCUCGCGAAGAUGCUCUUGGAUCAGGAGAAAGUGAGUGGAGAGGAGCUUUUCAAGCUCAUUAACCAGGCAGCAGCCGAAGGGAAGUUGGUGAUGAGCAACAAGAUGGCGGUCGCUGCUUACGCUGGAGAGGAGGUCACCGCAGUGGCGAAGAAGAGCAGGUGUGUCCACCCGGAUAAGCCCAUGAUGUUCGCUUGCGCCGACUGCCCGCGCCGUGGGUUCUGCGGCACCAGCGCGGUCCCAAAAGCCGCUUCUGCCCGGAGUGGACGGAGCGCGCGUGCUGCAGUUGCACGCCUGGGGCUGGCUGCGGAACCAGAAAGAGCAUGCACUAGUGAUGUUGUGAUGGAGAAGGUGCAGGAGAUGGCUUCAGACAUCUCCAAUGGCCAAGCUCUUCCAGAGUCUCUGGUGAAGUCCGUGGCAGUGUCCACCAUGGUGGCCCUGUGCGCCUCCGCUGCACCGCUGCCUGCGCUCGCGGACGAUGCCGUGCCGCCCAUGCAGCCCUUCGGGGCUCCGCAGAUGCAGCAGGCGCCAGCUCGCGUCAGUGGACGGGUGACCUAUUCUCGACUUCUGGAGUUCGUGGACGAAGGUUCCGUGCGUCGUGUCGACUUCUACGACCUGGGCCGCACUGCCGUGGCGCUGGUCAAUGUGGCCGGCCGAGAACAGCAGCUGGUGUGCGAUUUGCCAGGCGCCACGACUGGGCUGAUUGAAAAGCUCACGGCGAAGAAGGUCCAAAUUGAGGUUCACCAGCCGGAGAAGCCGAAUCCCCUCUUCGGUGUCUUGGGCGACAUCGCCUUCCCUCUCCUCGUCAUCGGCGGCUUGCUCUUCCUCCGCUCGCGCGGUCCGGCUGGUGGCGGCAUUCCGGGCUUCGGCAACCAGGGUAAAGCCAAGAUCAUGAUCACACCUGAGACAGGAGUCAAGUUUGAGAAUGUUGCGGGCAUCGAUGAAGCCAAAGAAGAGCUCAUGGAGAUUGUCGACUUCCUCAAGGCCCCCGAACGCUUCGUGAAGGUGGGGGCGAAGAUCCCUCGGGGCGUCCUGUUGACCGGGCCUCCGGGCACUGGAAAGACCUUGAUGGCCAAGGCCUUGGCUGGAGAGUCCGGUGUACCGUUCAUCCAGUCCUCGGCCUCGGAAUACAUCGAGCUCUUCGUGGGCGUCGGGGCCUCACGCGUGCGGGACAUCUUCAAACAGGCCAAGGAGAAGGCGCCCUGCAUCGUUUUCAUCGAUGAGAUCGAUGCAAUUGGUCGGCAGCGAGGAGCUGGCAUGGGCGGUGGCAACGACGAGCGUGAGCAGACCUUGAAUCAGAUCCUCACCGAGAUGGAUGGCUUUGAGGGGAACUCUGGGGUCAUCGUGGUCGCCGCCACCAAUCGCUCGGACAUCCUGGACAGCGCCCUGCUGCGUCCGGGGCGCUUCGACCGGCGAGUGCAGGUGGCGUUGCCCGACGUUCAGGGGCGAGAAGAGAUUCUCAAGGUUCACGUGAAGAACAAGAAGCUGGCGGAGAACAUCACCUUGACCGAUAUCGCCAAGCGCACCGCCGGCUUCAGCGGGGCAGAUCUCGAGAACCUCAUGAAUGAGUCUGCCAUCUUGACAGCGCGGCGGAAUAAGAAGGCCAUUACCAUGGAUGAGAUCAACGAUGCCACAGAUCGCGUGAUUGCGGGCUUGGAGGGGCGCAGCCUGACCGACAAUGCCAGCAAGAAGCUCAUCGCUUACCAUGAGGCUGGCCAUGCGAUCGUGGGGACUUUGCUCCCAUACCACGACCCAGUGAACAAGGUGACGUUGAUCCCUCGUGGCCAAGCAAAGGGCCUCACCUGGUUCACCCCGGGAGAGGAUCAAAGCUUGAUCUCCGCCGCCAUGCUCAAGGCGCGCAUCGCCGGCGCCUUGGGUGGCCGUGCGGCAGAGCAGUUGGUCUUCGGUUCAGGACAGGUGACCACCGGCGCUGGCGGGGACCUGCAACAGGUGGAACGCAUGGCGCGCUCCAUGGUGACUCAGUUCGGAAUGUCGGAGGUGGGGUCGAUUGCCAUCGACGACGGGGGCUUCAUGGGACCCAGCUACUCCGAGGACUUGAGCAAGAAGAUUGAUGAAGCUAUCAAACACAUCUCUGAUGAGUGCUAUUUGAAUGCACUGACCAUCUUGAUGAAGAACCGUGAAUGCCUGGACCGCGUGGCCGACGAGCUGUGCGAGUUGGAAACCAUGACCGGCGACCGCCUCAAGGAGAUUGUGGCGGAAUACACAGAGAUUCCAGAGAAGCUGGCGGCAGUUUGAAGGGCCGCAGACGGACAGCAAGUGGAUAGGUUUUCGGGUCAUUUGACGAUGGCGCUCUACGACCAGGGUUCAUGCUCAGGGCCCCCC
Durusdinium trenchii is the source of this 4946-nucleotide messenger RNA. Lineage: Eukaryota; Dinophyceae; Suessiales; Symbiodiniaceae. The record is from the annotation of a GenBank genome assembly.